GAAGUAUUAUAAAAAAUAAAAUAAAAUAAAUCACGUCAUCAUAAUAUUAUUUCGGCUGUUAAAACGAAGGUAUGCAAUAAUUGUGUGCCACUUAAAUACUGGAACCUACGAAACGAAAACGAUACCGCUGACAAGCAGUACCUUUCCCUUCCUCUUUAUAACUUAAAUCUCUCCAUGCCAAAAGGAGGACCACAAUAGCAAGCAGAGUAGAGCAGCCAUGAAAGCUUUCCCACUUUCUUCACCUCUCCCGUCUCUUCACUCCCCAAAGUCGCUCAUUCAUGCCCAACUGCGCAAACCCAAUUUUUCAAAAUUUGGUCCUGUUCUCCUCCCAUUACUUCACAGCAGGGCACCCUCAAAAUUCAAGCUCUUCUCUUCCCCUGUUUCGGCGGAUCACCAUGUACCGCUUGAAGCAGCUGAGGGCACUGCCCUGGCCUCCGAAAGAUCGGAGAAGUUCGACUGGUACUCCCAGUGGUACCCGCUGAUGCCGGUGUGCGAUUUGGACAAGAAGGUCCCGCGUGCUCUGAUGGUGCUGGGGAUGGAUGUGGUGGUGUGGUGGGACAGGAACGAGAACGCAUGGAAGGUGUUCGACGAUAUGUGUCCGCACCGUUUGGCUCCGCUGUCCGAAGGGAGGAUUGAUCCAGCGGGAAGGCUGCAAUGCGUUUAUCACGGUUGGUGUUUUGAUGGCUCGGGAAACUGCAAGCUCAUCCCUCAAGCCCCUGCCGAUGGUCCUCCGAGGUUCAGACAAGCAAAAGGGCAUGUGUUGCAGCUUACCCAACAAUUGUGCAUCAUGACAUGGUGUGGUUUUGGCCCAACUCGGAUCCUCAGUACAAAGACAUCAUUGCGAAGGAGAAACCUCCUUACUUCCCAGAGUUGGAUGAUCCUUCAUUCACUACGGUGAUGGGGAGCCGUGAUCUUCCUUACGGGUAAAGUUAAUUUUCUCUAGAUUUAAACGGAAAACAUUGGAAGAUUCAUCAUAUAAAGGGAUUUCCUA
Molecule: messenger RNA, 991 nt
Organism: Linum tenue
Lineage: Eukaryota; Viridiplantae; Streptophyta; Magnoliopsida; Malpighiales; Linaceae
Source: the annotation of a GenBank genome assembly